Gryllus bimaculatus (two-spotted cricket) is the source of this 5079-nucleotide messenger RNA. Lineage: Eukaryota; Metazoa; Arthropoda; Insecta; Orthoptera; Gryllidae. The record is from the annotation of a GenBank genome assembly.
AUGGAACGCUCUCAGCCGACCUCCGGAAGGUCGCCCGCCGCCGCCGCCGCCGCCGCCAGGGGGCGUGACCUGCGCGACAUUGCCCCCCCCCGCGACCAUUGGUCAUCGCGUGCCGCGCUGCAUGCACCAACUGGUGCUGCGUUGGUGCGCCGGACAAAUUCCCUCGUCAUUUGGCGCCACCGCUGCCCGCACCGCCAGGCGUCCGAGGGCCCGCCCUUCGACCUGCAGCCGGACGCUGACCUGACAGGCGCCACCUCGCACCUGCACGAGGCCUUCCCCGCCUACGCGCCCGACCAGCUGCAGCGGCCGCACAGAUACCACUACGAGGACCACCUGCACCCCGGCGGCCAGUUCUACGGGUCGCCGCACCUGCGCGAUGACUACAAGCCGGUGGUGGGCGAGCGCGCGCCGGUGGUGCGCCACGAGGACCACCUCAAGCUGGAGGGCGAGUUCAGCCCGCAGCGGCGCGACGAGUUCACGGCGACGCGCGGCGAGCGCGCGGAGGUGGUGCGCCACGAGGACCACCUCCGCCUGGAGGGAGACUUCGAGGGCAAGCGGCGGGAGGAGUUCGUUGUCACCACCGGCGACCGCGCCCCCAUCAAGAAGCCCGUCGACAACCUCCGGCCUGAGGGGCACUUCGAGGCCAGCCCCAGGUCCCGCGAGGACUUCCAGCCGACGCGCGGCGAGCGCGCGGACGUCAAGAAGCCCAGGGACAACCUCAAGCCGGAAGGAGAGUUCGACCGGCCCGAGAAGGACAAGUACUCGCCGGGGGAGCGGCCUGGGAUCGUCAAGCACCCCGACAACCUCAAGCUCGAAGGCGGAUUCGAGCGGCCCGAGCAGAGCAAGGUCGGGCCCGGUGAGCGAGCUCCCAUUAAGAAGCCCCAGGACAACUUGAGGCCCGAGGGCGAUUUCGAGCGGCCCAAACCUAACGAGUACUCGCCAGGAGAGAGGCCUGGGAUCGUGAAGCACCCCGACAACUUGAAACUCGAGGGAGGAUUCGAUAGACCGGAACCUCAAAGGGUGGGACCUGGUGAUAGAGCGCCUGUGAAAAAGCCGCAAGACAACUUACGACCGGAAGGAGACUUCGAACGACCGAAGCAGAACGAGUAUAGGCCAGGGGAACGACCCGGGAUCGUGAAGCACCCAGAUAACUUGAAGUUGGAAGGCGGCUUCGAAAGGCCUGAGCCCACCAAAGUCGGUCCCGGUGACCGAGCGCCGAUUAAGAAGCCUCAAGACAACUUGAGACCCGAAGGAGAAUUCGAACGACCGAGACCCAACGAAUAUUCUCCCGGAGAGAGACCGGGCAUCGUAAAACAUCCUGACAACCUGAAACUCGAAGGAGGCUUCGACAGACCUGAGCCUCAGAAGGUGGGUCCCGGUGACAGAGCCCCGGUGAAGAAACCGAAAGACAAUCUGCGACCGGAAGGAGAUUUCGAUCGACCGAAACCGAACGAAUACUCUCCGGGAGAGCGAGCGCCGAUCGUCAAACACCCCGACAACCUCAAACUCGAGGGCGGAUUCGAGCGGCCGGAGCCAACCAAGGUCGGCCCCGGAGAACGAGCGGAAGUGAAGAAGCCGAAAGACAACCUGAAGCCCGAGGGCGACUUCGAGGGCAGCCCUCGCUCCAAAGACGACUUCAAGCCGACGCGCGGCGAGCGCGCGCCCGUGCGGAAACCAGAGGACAACCUGAAGCCCGAGGGCGACUUCAUCGGCCAGCGCAAAGACGAGUACACGGUGGUGCGCGGCGAGCGGGCGGAGGUGGUGCGCCACGAGGACCACCUGCGCAUGGAAGGGGAGUUCAUGGGGCAGAGCGUGCAGAAGCAAGAGUUCACGGUGGUGCGCGGCGAGCGGGCGGAGGUGCGACGCCAUGAGGACCAUCUCAAGCAGGAGGGCGAGUUCAUCGCGGAGACGACGGCGCAGUCGGUGUUCACGGGCGAGCGCGCGGAGCGGCCGCCGCUCAUCCGGCGCAACACGUGGACCAAGCUGGACGGCGACUUCGUCUCCGAGACCACCAGCCGCAGCGAGUUCCGCGACCACCACGUGGUGGAGCGCACGGAGACGGGGACCUCCCGCGCGAAAGAGGACUUCAAGCCGCUGACGACGCCCGAGCGGCCUGCCAUCAAGCGCCACCCGGACAACCUGCGGCCCGAGGGCGACUUCGUGGACGCGCGCCCCAACCGCGACGACUUCCCCGAGCGCUGGGCCGUGCGCCCGGAGAAGCCCUAUAAGGCCGUCGACAACCUCACCACCGUCAAGGGCGAGUUCCACGGGGCCUCCAGCUCCAAAGAAGACUUCCGCGCGCACCAGGUCACCUCCCGCACGGAGAUCAAGCGCCAUCAGGACAAUCUCACCACCGAAGGCGUCAUGAACUUCGAGGUGUCCUCGCAGCAGGACUACACGGAGAAGCUGGGCGUCCGCGAGACGCCCGUGCGGCGACGCACCUGGACCAAACUGGACGGCGAGCGCUUCUUCGAGACCACCAGCUCGGAAGAGUUCAAGCAGUACCGCGUCACGGAGGAGGACGUUCGGACGCUGCAGAAGAGGUACGAAGACAACCUGCGCAUCGAGGGCCCGUUCGAAGGCACCCCGCGCUCCAGAGACGACUACCAACCGACCGUAGGCGAACGAGCGCCUGUCAAGAAGCCCCAGGACAACCUCAAGCCGGAGGGCGACUUCCAAGGCACGCCGAGGUCCAAGGACGACUUCAAGCCCACGCGCGGCGAAAGGGCGGACGUCAAGAAGCCCAAGGACAACCUCAGGCCGGAGGGCAACUUCGAAGGACGCCCAAAGGACGAUUUCAAGCCUUCGAAGGGUGACAGGGCGCCGGUGAAGAAACCUAAAGACAACCUCAAACCGGAAGGAGAAUUCGAGAAACGUCAGCCUACGAAGUAUUCACCUGGUGAGAGAGCUGACGUGAAGAAGCCGGCAGACAACCUUCGACCCGAAGGAGACUUCGAGCGGCCAGAACGCCAAAAGUACUCUCCUGGGCAGAGGCCCGACGCGGUGAAACAUCCGGACAACUUGAAGCUCGAAGGUGACUUCGAGAGACCCACGCCCACAAAAGUGGGGCCAGGGGAGAGGGCGCCAGUAAAGAAACCGAAGGAUAACCUUUUCCCCGAAGGAGACUUUGAGAAACCAAUUCAAGCCGAAUAUUAUCCAGGAGAACGAGCGGAGAUAGUCAAGCAUCCAGAUAAUUUGCGAUUAGAAGGAAACUUCGAGCGACCGCAACCCCAGAAGGUGGGUCCAGGGGACCGUGCUCCAGUUAAGAAGCCGAAAGACAACUUACGGCCGGAAGGAGACUUUGAAAGACCAGAGAAACAACCGUAUGGUCCUGGAGACAGAGCAGACAUAAUUAAACAUCCGGAUAACCUCAGGCUGGAAGGAGACUUUGAUAGACCUGAGAAGCCGCGUGUGGGCCCUGGCGAGAGAGCCCCAGUGAAGAAACCACAAGAUAAUCUGAGGCCUGAAGGCGAUUUUGAAGGUACGCCAAGAUCACGGGACGACUAUCGACCAACCCGUGGAGAUAGAGCCGAUGUUAGGAGACCAGAAGACAAUCUCAAACCUGAAGGAGUGUUUGAAGGCAAACCACGAUCACGGGACGACUUCCAGCCAACUAUCGGCGACCGUGCAGAUGUCAAGAAACCUGUUGAUAAUCUCUUCCCUGAGGGUCACUUCGAAGGCUCUCCUCGUUCCAGGGACGAUUUCAAACCUGUUAAAGGAGAACGGGCAGAUGUUAGAAAGCCGAAAGAUAACUUGUAUCCAGAAGGCGAAUUCGAGAAACGUACACCGCAGAAGGUAGGACCUGGCGAACGGGCACCAGUGAAAAAGCCCAAAGAUAAUCUAAGACCAGAAGGAGAUUUUGAUCGCCCUGAGCGCCCCGAUUACAGGCCAGGCGAGCGACCAGACAUCGUAAGACACCCAGACAACCUGCGUUUGGAAGGAGACUUCGAGCGACCGGAACCUCAGAAGGUAGGACCCGGAGAGCGUGCUCCAGUGAAGAAGCCACAAGACAACCUCAGGCCAGAAGGAGACUUCGAAGGAACCCCACGAUCUCGAGACGACUUCAAACCGACUCGAGGAGAUCGAGCUGACGUUAAGCGUCCGGAAGACAACCUUCGCCCGGAAGGACCAUUCGAAGGUACUCCUAGGUCUCGAGACGAUUACAAACCAACUCGCGGAGACCGCGCCGACGUCAAGAAACCUAAAGACAAUCUACGCCCCGAGGGUGAGUUCGAAGGCACACCGAGGUCACGUGACGACUUCCAGCCGACUCGCGGAGAGCGAGCGGAUGUUAAGAGGCCAAAAGACAAUCUCCGACCCGAAGGCGAAUUCGAGAGACCUGUGCCUCAACGAUACGGACCCGGAGAGAGACCGGAGAGCAUUCGCCACCCAGACAACCUUAAACUUGAAGGAGAUUUCGAACGACCUGAGAAGCCUAAAGUGGGUCCGGGCGAUAGAGCACCUGUUAAAAAACCGAAAGACAAUCUCAGACCAGAAGGAGAGUUCGAGAGGCCGGAGAAGCAGCCAUAUGGUCCAGGGGACAGAGCUGAUAUUGUGCGACACCCAGAUAAUUUGCGUCUAGAAGGAGAUUUCGAUCGCCCGGAGAAGCAGAGAGUUGGCCCAGGCGAGCGCGCUCCAGUCAAAAAGCCUCAAGACAACUUGCGGCCGGAAGGUGAUUUUGAGGGAACACCACGCUCCAGGGAUGACUACAAACCGACACGAGGUGAUCGCGCAGAUGUCAAACGCCCCGAGGAUAAUCUUCGACCCGAAGGUCCCUUUGAAGGCACUCCAAGGUCCAGAGACGACUACAAACCGACAAGAGGAGAUCGCGCCGACGUCAAGAAACCCCAGGACAACCUCCGGCCGGAGGGUCAAUUCGAAGGCACGCCCAGAUCACGUGAUGACUUCCAACCAACGCGCGGUGAACGAGCCGAUGUUAAGAAGCCCAAGGACAACCUCUACCCAGAAGGAGAAUUCGAGAAACGAACUCCGCAGAAAGUGUUGCCAGGCGAACGUGCUCCGGCGAGUUUGAUCGACCCGAACGCCCCGGUUACAGUCCAGGUGAAAGGCCGCAAGUAG